This is a messenger RNA of Exophiala spinifera, 1668 nucleotides long. RefSeq lists its product as uncharacterized. Gene Ontology annotation, molecular function: basic amino acid transmembrane transporter activity. Gene Ontology annotation, cellular component: fungal-type vacuole membrane. Bases 1 to 1668 code for a protein of 555 amino acids. The transcript is spliced from 6 exons. NCBI's taxonomy places the organism in Eukaryota, Fungi, Ascomycota, Eurotiomycetes, Chaetothyriales, Herpotrichiellaceae. The record is from RefSeq and is a predicted model, not a curated record. Gene Ontology annotation, biological process: basic amino acid transport; transmembrane transport.
AUGUCGGGUGAGCAGUUACCAAACGAAAGAAGCCGCUUGCUUCAGCCUAAUGAUGAGGGUUCCCACGACUCGUCUUCGGCUUCGGCGGUAGAUCCUGAAUCAGCACACGACGACGACUAUGACGGUCACUCAAUUCGUCGACUUUCAUCCACAAAUCUUCCACCCUACCACGAAAACUACCCUGCGACCGAAGAGCCGUCGUCAGCAGUCGCAAUUUGGACUGUCGUUCCUGUGUCCCUCCUGGGUGUCUUUGUCGCCAACGCGGAUGGAUCGCUCGUCGUGGCUUCAAGCCAGUACAUCUCAUCGGAGUUUCACCAACUAGACAAAGCAUCAUGGCUGAUUAUGAGCUUCACAUUGGGCGUCUGUGCUAGUCAGCCGCUGUACGGUAAGCUAAGCGACAUUUUCGGUCGCAAGGCAAACUUGAUCGUUGCUUAUGUCUUCUUCACGGCGGGAUGCUUUCUCUGUGGUGCUGCACAGCAAUAUUGGCAUAUCCUUGCUGGUCGAGCCAUCUCGGGGAUUGGGGGAGCUGGAAUGACAGCACUGGUGUCUGUCAUUAUAGCUGACAUGGUUCCUGUUCGCGAUGUCGCAGCCUGGAGAAGUUAUGUUAACGUUGCUGCCACUACGGGACGCUCUCUGGGCGGUCCUGUCGGUGGAUGGCUGACUGAGACGGUCGGCUGGAGAUGGGCCUUCUAUGGACAGUGCCCACUCACUCUCGCUGGGCUGCUUCUUAUCAUGUUGAAACUUCCUCAUAAGUCGAACCAAACCGGCAAAAUACUCAGCCAGUCGUUCUCUCACAAAAUUCGGAGAGUCGACGCCUUUGGCGCCAUCACUCUGGCCGGUGCCAUAUGCUCGUUCCUACUUCUGCUGCAGACAACCACUGACAGAAUGGCAUGGCAGUAUUCCCUAGCCGCGGGGUUAUCUUUUGGGGUGCUCUCGGCCAGUUUUGUGGCGAUCGAGUACUCUCUCGUCGCUGAACCCAUUUUGCCGUUAGGCCUACUGGCCAAAAGAGCAGUUAUCACAUCAUAUCUGGUCGCUGGGGCUCAGAUCGCCGCUCAAUUCUCCAUGUUCUACCUAGUACCGGUAUAUUUUCAGCUUGCUGGAUACUCCGUCUCUGCUGCAGGCUUGCGACUUGUGCCUGCCGUGAUCGGUAAUGCAGUGGGCGGGUUGAUUUCUGGUGUUAUUAUCCAGGCCACUGGCCGCUAUAAACCUUUCACUAUCUUUGCAAGUACAGCGGCGUCGUUGGGAUAUUUAUUAAUUCUGCUUCGAUGGCACGGUACGACGCACUGGAUAGAGCUGACUUAUUUCUUUCUUGGUGGGUUCGGUUCAGGUGUCAUUCAGUCAACCAGCUUCGUCCAUCUUGCGGCAAGCCUCGACCAAUCCGAGAUUGCCAUCGCUGGAACCGUUCUUUAUCUCAUACAGAACAUCUUCCUUCUGGUGGGUAUUCAAAGCGCCACCGCUGUUCUGCAACAACAUCUCCAAUCGAGUCUUGCUCGAGAUCUAGAUGGGGUGAACGAUAAAGCUGAGGUAAUCAAGAAAGUAACCUCCAAUAUUCAACUCAUCUGGACCUUUCCCGACUACAUCAAGAACAUUGUCCUCCGGGACUAUUUCAACAGCCUCACGGCAGGUUAUGGCAAGCCAAUCCACCUUUGUCGAUUCUUCAAAGUCUAA